Messenger RNA from Rhizophagus irregularis DAOM 181602=DAOM 197198, 459 nucleotides. RefSeq lists its product as uncharacterized. NCBI's taxonomy places the organism in Eukaryota, Fungi, Glomeromycota, Glomeromycetes, Glomerales, Glomeraceae. The record is from RefSeq and is a predicted model, not a curated record.
AUGUUGAGUGAAGAUUUAAAAUGGCGUAUUAUCUAUUAUUAUGAAGAAAGUUAUAAAUCAAAAGAAAUUGCUAAGAGGUUAUAUGUCAGUAAAAUAACGAUUACUAAUAUUUGUAAAAUUUUUGAUAAAUGGGAAUGUGUUAAUGAUUCAUUCACCAGAAAGUUAGGAAAAAGGAAAAUAUUUACAUCAGAGGAUAUGCAGAUACUGCAAGAUAUUGUUCAGAAAAAAGUUGAUUAUUAUUUAGAUGAAUUAAUUUAUGAAAUGGAAAUAAAAACUGGAAAGUUGGUUUCAAUACCAAUAUUAUGCCGCUCUUUUCAACAUUGUGGUAUUAUUAGAAAGAAAUUGCAAAAAGUAGCACAUGAACAGAAUGAAACAUUACGUGGUUUUUUUAUGUAUCAAAUAGGGAUAGAAUAUAAUGCAGAACAACUUAUUUUUAUUGAUGAGACGUCUAAUUAUUAA